Nothoprocta perdicaria is the source of this 2337-nucleotide messenger RNA. It is a transcript of the gene ARSB, whose product is annotated as arylsulfatase B. Bases 1 to 1557 code for a protein of 518 amino acids. The record is from RefSeq and is a predicted model, not a curated record. The transcript is spliced from 8 exons. Lineage: Eukaryota; Metazoa; Chordata; Aves; Tinamiformes; Tinamidae.
AUGGCGCUGCGGGCGGGCGGCUGGCGCCCGCUCUGCCUGCUCUGCUGCCUGCUCUGCUGCCCGCUGCGCGCCGCGCGGCCGCCGCACCUCGUGGUGCUGCUGGCCGACGACCUGGGCUGGGGCGACGUGGGCUGGCACGGCUCGGCCAUCCGCACGCCGCGGCUGGACGCGCUGGGCGCGGGCGGCGUGCGGCUCGAGCGCUACUACACACAGCCGCUGUGCACGCCCUCGCGCAGCCAGCUCCUCAGCGGCCGCUACCAGAUCCACACAGGUUUACAACACCAAAUAAUUUGGCCCUGCCAACCCAACUGCCUCCCCCUGGAUGAGAAGCUACUCCCAGAGCUCCUUAAAGAGGCAGGAUAUGUUACCCACAUGGUGGGGAAGUGGCAUUUGGGGAUGUACAGGAAGGAAUGCCUUCCAACACGGAGAGGAUUCGAUACUUUCUUUGGCUAUCUUCUGGGGAGUGAGGAUUACUACUCUCAUGACCACUGUGUGCUCAUCAAAGCAAAGAACGUAACACGCUGUGCUCUGGACUUCCGAGAUGGAGAAGAAGUUGUGACUACAUUUAAAAAUGUGUACUCCACUAAUUUAUUCACUGAAAGAGCUAUAGAUCUCAUAGCCAAUCAUAAGACUGAGAAGCCUCUCUUUCUCUACCUUGCUUUUCAAUCUGUCCAUGAGCCUCUUGAGGUCCCCGAGGAAUACAUGAAACCAUAUUCCCACAUUAAGGAUGAAAAGAGGCGCCGUUAUUCAGGAAUGGUGGCACUUAUGGAUGAAGCUGUAGGAAACCUUACUGAUGCUCUGAAAAAGUACGAUCUUUGGAAUAACACAGUUCUUAUUUUCUCUACUGAUAAUGGAGGACAAACUUUGUCAGGUGGAAACAACUGGCCACUGAGAGGAAGAAAAUGGACUCUUUGGGAAGGAGGAGUGAGAGGAGUAGGCUUUGUGGCGAGUCCUUUGCUGAAGCGGAAAGGUGUAGAAAGCCACGAACUUAUCCAUAUCUCCGACUGGCUGCCAACGCUGGUACACCUGGCUGGAGGGCGUACCAAUGGCACUAAGCCUCUGGAUGGCUUUGAUGUUUGGAAAACUAUCAGUGAAGGAAAAGCAUCUCCCAGAAUUGAACUGCUUCAUAACAUAGACCCCAUGUUUGUGGAUGAUUCUCCAUGUCUUGGCAUUGACAACAGAACAUCUCUAUCACAGAGCAGUUCUUUUGCAUGGGAUGAUACAGUUUUCAAUAUCUCCAUGCAUGCAGCGAUUCGACAUGGAAAAUGGAAGUUACUAACUGGAUAUCCAGGCUGCAGUCACUGGUUCCCUCCACCAUCUUUGUUCAAUGAGUCAAUGAUUCAGUCAUCUGAUCCACCAACAAAGAGACUCUGGCUUUUUGAUAUUGUUCAUGACCCUGAGGAGAAAAAUGAUUUGUCCGAAAAAUAUCCUAACGUGGUGAAGAAACUGCUCUCACGACUUCAGUAUUACCAUAAACGUUCAGUGCCUGUGUUCUACCCUGAUGAGGAUCCCCGCUGUGAUCCAGCAGCAACUGGUGCCUGGGGUCCUUGGGUGUAGUGCAGAGCACAGCUCCCUGCAGAACUCACAUGAUUGGAAUUUGAUUUGUGGUCUCAGGGUGCUAGUCAUGUAUCUCUUAUCCUGUUUUUUACAGUAUUGUUAAUUGUGAGUUCAUUCCUUGAGUAAUUGAGUCCUUCUUACCAUCGUAAUAUGGUGGGAAUCUUAUUUCAGUCCUUCCCACUCUCUCCUUCUCAACAAUCAUACACGAAAUGCUGAUAAAUUAGAAAUCUUUUGUUUGAAUAUUCCUUGUCAACAAGAUGCCUUUAAAGUAGAAUGUUAAUUCCGUCCCUGAAAGAAAUUACUUCUGCUAAAAAGCUGCCAUGAGUCAUGACAACAGGAUCAUUCAGACUUCGGUUGUGAAACAGACUGAUGCUUCAUUUCAUGCAGGUCCAGAAGACAAAUUCUACCAGAAACUCCUAUGUAUCUGUAAAGAACAGAAGAAAUGCAGCAGUUGGCAUGAUUUUUUAUCUUUGAUGUGCACUUCUGUCCAGAGAAGAGGUCGUAAAUCUCCAAUAAUAAAAAUAAAAAUCUUACACUAUACAGCAAAAUCCCUUAUUCAUGUUCACUGUUAACAUAUGACUUUGGGGUAGAGAGAGAUGAUCAAAAUGAGGACAGGGCUCCUGCGUGGAGGUACAUUAACACAUCAGAGAAGCAGGUGAACAAAAGCUUUCUGAAGCUCAGAGCGCAGAGUCCGCACUUGGAAUGGCAGAACCUCCAGAACAUGGCUUGGCCCUGCCUGGAGAGAGAGCAUUGACGUGGGGAAGAACCUGGGAUCCUGUU